This is a messenger RNA of Toxorhynchites rutilus septentrionalis, 767 nucleotides long. It is a transcript of the gene mRpL27, whose product is annotated as 39S ribosomal protein L27, mitochondrial. Gene Ontology annotation, molecular function: structural constituent of ribosome. The transcript is spliced from 3 exons. Gene Ontology annotation, biological process: translation. The record is from RefSeq and is a predicted model, not a curated record. Bases 97 to 522 code for a protein of 141 amino acids. NCBI's taxonomy places the organism in Eukaryota, Metazoa, Arthropoda, Insecta, Diptera, Culicidae. Gene Ontology annotation, cellular component: ribosome; mitochondrial large ribosomal subunit.
GUAUGCGGUAGAAAUGUCACCACAGAAGCAUUCGAUUGUUUACCUUUACGUAAGCCCGCAAGUAGUUUCUCUGUAACUUUUUGAAAACACAAUCAAAUGUUCGCAAAUUGCUUUAUCAAUGCUGAAAAUUUUGUUAGAAGUUCACCCUUUAUAGCUUCUAUUCGACAUGCUUCGAAGAAAACCGGAGGAAGUACUAGAAAUCCGGUUAGCCACGGACGGCCCAAGCAUCGCGGUUGGAAAGUACAAGAUGGACACUACGUUUCCGCAGGAACCAUUCUGGCAACCCAACGGACACCUCGAUUCCAUCCUGGGUUAAAUGUCGGAUUUGGAAAGAAUGGAACUAUUUUUGCUCUCGAGCAUGGCAAGGUGUACGUAACGUGUGAAAAGCUGGACCUGAACUGGGAUCAUACCUGGGUUAAAAGAAUUUACGCGGGACGCGAAAAUCAGAUUAUUUAUAAAAAGUUCUUCAACGUAGUUCCUGCCGAACAGCAUCAGCGAUUCAAACUGACGGAAGAAUUUUGAAUAAAGUUACCAUUAGUUAUUAUGAUAGAGGAAAAUGUCUCCUCAAUUGUAGUCACAUUUUUGGUACUUACGUAUUAACGCCACCGCAGUGCAAUUUUUACUAUGAAUUUAUUUUGAGGUCAAUGUAACGGAGUCGAGAUCCUAAACUAACGAGGAUAAGGAACCGAUGCGGUCCAAGUCACCGAGGUGACGAAUUAACGAUUUUAUCACUAUUUUCACAUAAAAAAUAUUUAUUAUGCUUCUAA